This is a messenger RNA of Phragmites australis (common reed), 685 nucleotides long. RefSeq lists its product as uncharacterized. The transcript has a single exon. The coding region runs from base 196 to 495 and encodes 99 amino acids. NCBI's taxonomy places the organism in Eukaryota, Viridiplantae, Streptophyta, Magnoliopsida, Poales, Poaceae. The record is from RefSeq and is a predicted model, not a curated record.
CGUCCUUGCUCGAUACCGCCGCCGACCCUCAGCUACCAUCGGAGCUUCCUGGUAUAUAAACGCCUCGCCUAGUCGCCUCUAAGCGUCAACACCGAGCAGCCAACAAGCUAAGCUGUAGCUACUGCAAGACAGCCUCAGUGCGUGAGAGAUCGAUCGGCCUAGUCCGAAGCGAGAGGAGCAAGUCGUCGAGUGAAGAUGAGCGCGCCGUCGGUGAGCAGGAAGGCGUCGUCGUUCGUGGUGGCGGCGAGCAUGAGCGCGGUGGAGGCGCUCAAGGACCAGGCGGGCCUGUGCCGGUGGGACUACGCGCUCCGCUCGCUCUACCAGCGCGCCAAGGUCAGCGGCCGCGCAUUCCCGGUGUCCCUGUCGUCGUCCCAGGCCGCAGCGGGCAACAGCACCGCGGCCUCCACUUCCGCCGUUGGCAGGGCCAGGCCCAGGCGGUCGGAGGAGGAGAAGCUGCACAAGGCGUACCACCUCGUCUGCUGGGGCCCUAAUUGAUUAGGAUUAGUUUUUUCUUGCCCUUUUGGCACUGCUACUACUACGUAUCAGAUUUCUCCUCUUCUUGCCCAUUUCGAGAUGUAUCUGCAAAUUUUCAUGUGCUCCGUCGUCUGAUUGAGAUGGGAAUUGCUGCGUGAACAAAUGGAAAUGAAAUAUACCUUUUGGUUGUUGCUAAUCUCAGCCUCGUCCA